Brassica napus (rape) is the source of this 5213-nucleotide messenger RNA. RefSeq names its product leucine-rich repeat receptor-like serine/threonine-protein kinase At2g14510. The transcript is spliced from 6 exons. The record is from RefSeq and is a predicted model, not a curated record. Gene Ontology annotation, molecular function: ATP binding; protein kinase activity. Gene Ontology annotation, biological process: protein phosphorylation. Bases 202 to 1167 code for a protein of 321 amino acids. Lineage: Eukaryota; Viridiplantae; Streptophyta; Magnoliopsida; Brassicales; Brassicaceae.
UUUGAUAUCUUGCCAUCGUCGAAGUAUUUUCCUCACAGGUUCGCACAAGGUCAGGGGAACACGACCAUUAAUAUUUCCGCUGCGCCGUGUGACUUUCCCCAACAUUCUUGUUUGGCCAUUAUCAUAAUCGUCUUGGUUCUCAUCUUAUUUUUCAGAAAGAGAAAGAGAUCAAGUUGCAAAGUUACACGUCCAUCCCUCGAAAUGAAAAACAGAAGAUUUACUUAUUCAGAAGUCAAAGAAAUGACUAAUAACUUUCAAGUUGUUCUUGGUAAAGGAGGCUUUGGUGUUGUUUGUCAUGGUUAUCUAAAUAAUGAACACGUAGCAGUCAAAAUUCUAUCUCAGUCAUCAACUCAAGGCUAUAACGAAUUCAAAACUGAGGUCGAACUACUGCUAAGAGUUCACCACGUAAAUCUAGUAAGCCUCAUUGGAUACUGUGAUGAAGGAAAUGAUUUGGCUCUCAUAUACGAGUACAUGGGGAAUGGAAAUUUAAAAGAACGUCUCUCAGGAAAACGUAGAGGCUCUAUUUUGAAUUGGUCGAAUAGACUUAAAAUAGCUAUCGAGUCUGCAUUAGGAAUUGAAUAUUUGCAUAUUGGAUGUAAGCCGCCAAUGGUCCAUAGAGAUGUGAAAAGUACCAAUAUAUUGUUAGGCGAAACUUUUGAAGCAAAACUUGCCGACUUUGGACUUUCAAGAUCUUUUCUAGUGGGAAGUAACACUCAUGUAUCAACAAACGUUGCUGGCACUAUUGGAUAUCUUGAUCCCGAAUACUACCAAAAGAAUUGGUUAACGGAGGAGAGUGAUGUUUAUAGCUUUGGGAUAGUGUUACUGGAGAUUAUCACUGGCCAACCUGUGAUUGAACAAUCACGUGAAAAGCCUUACAUUGUAGAAUGGGCCAAGUCUAUGCUCGCAAAUGGUGAUAUUGAUAGUAUUAUGGAUCCGAAUCUCCAUCGAGGAUAUGACAAAAGUUCAUCUUGGAAAGCUCUUGAAUUAGCAAUGUCAUGCAUCAACCCUUCUUCCACAGAGAGACCAAACAUGACAAGGGUUGCUCAUGAACUCAACGAGUGUUUGGAAAUAUAUGAGAACUUAAGCAAAAGGAGCCAAGAUGCAAAUUCAACCAAUUCCAUGGGACAUGGCACAAGUUUCAUCAGUGAUACUCCUUCAGCUCGUUAAUCUUUUUAUCUAUAUAUUUGAAAGAUACUCUACACAGGUUGUGUUUAAGUCUGUAAUGUGAAUAUGUUUUAAAGCUCUUAUCAAAACAAUGAUUCAUAUUUCUACAAGAGCUUGAUGACUGCCAACUGAGAUAAAAUAGUUAUAUUACAUACUACCUAUGUUCCUAUAAGAUGUUUUUGGUAAAAAAUAUUAUUAAAAUUAUAAAUUAAAAGUUAUUCAACCAAUUACAAAAUAAACAACAAAUAUGUUUAAUUACACCAUAUUUGAUACAGUUAAAUACCUAAUGUAUGAUAAAUUACAAACUUGAGGCUUCUCCUCCCCUCAAGCAGACCUCAUCUGUAGUGGAUCGGAAGCUCAGACGUUCGUAGGUUCCCCUCUCAUGGCGGAAGCCUUAGCAUGCAGAUCAAGUCUCCACCACGCCCUUUCGCUAGGGUUGAAGAGUCUCCAGGUCCUAUCCGACAAUCAGACGCUCGUGCCAGCCAUCAACACCAAGCUGAUUCCCCAUGAGAUCUUUGGUAUCGUCUCAGAUGUCAAGCAUCUCUCAGCUUUGUUUCUCUCUAUUUCUUUCAACUAGAGGCCGAGCCCCGCGCAAGCGCGGGGUUAUUUGUGUAUGCUGUUGUUGUUCAGUUUUACUUAGUGUUAGCGUUGUUAGUUAUGUUGUUCUUACACUUGUGUUGGUGCGUGCAGUUAUUUGGCAAAGCAGAGGGUCAGAGAUGGUGGAAUUAGUAGGGAGGCAGCGGUUUGUUGUUGAUUACGUGUAGGACGCUUUGUGAACGAAGACCAGUUGAUACAUUUAUAUUUUUUGUAUUUAGUUGUCUGCAUCCCAAUUCCCACCGAGGAACAUAUGAUUGUGUGCUUGUGUCACUUUUCUGGGGUUUUUGUUUUGUUUUGGUGGCUAUUGGAUUUUAGUUGGUUUCUUUGUUGCAUUGUUUAACGUCGAUGCCAUGUAACUAUCUGAACAUGUUCUCAUGCAUGAAGCAAAAGACAUGCUUAUUUUCAUGAAAUGCAAAGACCAAUCAACGUUCCCCUUUAUUUAAAAACCAAGUAACUCUUCUCCUGGUGGGAGAUAGUUUGCAGAUAAUUAAAUACAACCAAAGUUGAAAGUAGGAAAAAACAUACGAAAAUGGUUAUUUCAUUGACACAUAAGCUAAGUGGGGAUGACGGUUUGAUGGACUUGAAACAAUCACUCACGUGCCUCUUUUCUUCGUUUUCAAAGCUUGGCAUUGCUUCAUCAACUUCUUCGGCUCUCCUGGGCACAUGAACCGUGUAGCUAACAGUUGCUGCUGGUAGUAUAGAUUGGGAAUCCACGUCUGGAGUUUUGUUGCUGCUGGCAGUCUGAAACACAGUUGUACGUGUGUGUUAUAUUAGAUGAUAUUAUUCUGUUAAAUAUAUGCUUGGAAGUACUAUAUUCAGCAGAACUUGUUUAGCGUCAACAUGUUUCUUGAGAAAAAAUAGAUGACUAUCCCUAAAUAUUUUUUGGACUGACCGUGGUGACCACCAUGACAAACUGGGUUAUAUCAUCUGAGUUCAUAAGACCCCUAAAGGGGCGCAUCAUCGUCAGUCACACAAAGCAAGUACACGACCACCAUACUGGUGUAUGAGAUUAUAUAAGUUUUCUUAAAGCAGGAGCAAAUGGAUAAAAACAUGAGAACUAUGUGAAAGCAGGCUUGGGUCAAUGAGAUUAAAACAUACCAUAAGCCGAGUCGUUGUUGAGGCGUUUUUUGAGGUCAGUGCCUAGCAGAAAACGUUUUUGGCCAACAACAUCUGAAAGUUAACAAAUGGAAUUAAGAAUCAGUAGCUAAUAUGAAUGUACGGCGUUGGAGAAAUUUGACUGUGAUAUAUAAAACUAUACCGGGGGUUCUAAGUUUGUGUUUGCAAGAGCCUGGAGAUGAUCGAACCUCUGUCCAUCUUCCAACUUCAAACCUAUCAUCUAUGAUCGCUGCCGUCCGUAAAGAUUGUCGGUAAGAAGAGUUAAAUACGUAGACCAAUAGUUUUAGUUUUUAUGAAAUAUGGAAGGAAGAAAUCAUUCAUGUUAGAGUGAAGAUGACAGUACAUUUUCUUCUAGCAAAAGGAGGGUGAUUCCCAUAAAUUCACCAUUUUUAUUGAUGUUACGGGGAUCCCAGUAGCUGAGGAGACGGCCAACAACAAACUUGAGAAGACCGACAAAGGCGGAGAGCAUUGAAGGUGGUGGGGAGGACGGCAAUAGCAUCAGAGACAGACAUGCUCAACAAUUGAAAAAAAAGUGCUCGUAGAUAUGAGAGGUUGGACUCCUGGAUCUAGCAUGACCUAUAUAUAGUGAAGCCGUUCGUAUCAGUUAUGAGACGCUAGCGUUUUUGAUGGUGUGCGUAAAGAGGGGAGAUGAAGAGAUAGAGGGAGACUAAGAGUUCCAUGGAUUUGAUUGGAGAAGUUUAGACAGUAGCGUCUGUGUAUUGGAGGGGAGGCGCAGGAUUAGGAAAACCAUAGGUCUCAGUCGAAAACGAAGAGCUGACGACUUGCAGGCUUUUUAGGGCCAAUUUUAUGGUUUAUUAAGAUAGAAUUAGGCUUUAAUCAAAUGUAUAAGCUGAUGUAAUAGAUGGGCUAGCGAGUUUAAACAAUAAGCCCACAAAUCAAUCAGCAAAUAAUAGAGAACGUGAUUUGUAAAUCAUUUUAUUUAUUUGUGGGACAUUAUUAAACCGACCUUCAUAAAUAUAUAUUAGUUUCGGUCAUCAAUGUACAAAGUAUCUUUUAGUUUAGUGGUAUAAAUGUUGGUGUUUAUAUGUCAAUAACACGGGUUCGAGCCAUGGACUUGAUAUUUUUUCAUUUUUUUAAAAAGUGAGGUCCACAAAAUGCUGACGUGGCGCACUGAGGAGCCUUGAAACUGACUCAUUAUAAUGUUGACUAGAUUUUUUACUCGCGCUGCUUUAAUAAUUUAAUUUAAUUUUGCAAUAUUUUUUAAGAAAAAGAUGAAUUUCGUAAAAAAUAUUUUUAUUAAUAUUAUUAAAAUAUUAUUUGAUUUCCUAUUUACAUUAUUUUUAUAAAUUUGUUAUUUUUGAACUUAGCUAUUUAUUUGUUUGUAUUAUAAAUAUAAAAUUACUGUUACUAAAGUAUUUAUAGUUUCUUAUAAGUACAUAAUUUUAAUAUCACAUAGAUUUCUUAGUACAUAUACACUACUAUACUAUGCUAUACACUACUAUGAAUACUUUAUUAAUAAUUAGUUUUAUUUUUUAAUAAUAUUAAGAUAAUAUAAUAGAAAAUUGUUUUAUAUACAUUUUUCUAUGAAAUUUAUUUAAAGUGUGCUUUAUUAUUUUUCAUAGUUAAGUUUUUAUACAAUUUUACCAUUUAAAUAACUAAUAUUUAGAUAUCAGUUUGCUUGUAUACGUAAAUGUAUAAAUGUAUUUAUAAACAUGUGUAUAUUGUUUCUUAAUAAAAAAAUUAAAAGCGUCAUAUAGAUUGUUCCAUGCUUAUUAACUAAUACAAUAUUAAUACUGUUAUAAAUAUUUUAUUAUAAUUUUAUAUGUAUUUCUAUUUGAAUGACAUAAAAGAUUAAUCCUUAUGCAAUAUAUCUAACUUUUUUGUAUUUACCAAAUUUUUAGAAUGAAUGUAUUAUUAUAUACUUAUUUUAUGCAUAUUUGUAUUUAAAAUACUCUUAUUUAAUUCUUUUAAAUGCAUAUCGAAUAGUUUUAUAUGUAUAUUUAGGUCUAAAUCAUAAUAAAUAUUUUGAUGAAAUUUAAAUAAUAGUAACUAUCUGUUUGUUAGAUAUAAGAAAAGGAGAAAAUAUAUAUAUAUAAUUUAUGCUAAUAUUAAGUAAUAUUUUAUUUAUUAAAAUAAAAAAUAAAAAUCUAAAAAAUUAAAUAUAUCUCCUACUUGAUAUAGUUACAAUAUAAAUUAGUGGUGGGAUUAUGAUGUUUUAGCGGUUCACAAAAUGUUUUCCCCGAUUGAGAAGUUACUUUUCUCGGAAAAGGGUUACCAUGUACUUCGAUUUAUUAUUAUUAGUGACCUAAUUUAAAAAAAAAUAUUUUAGAUAAUAAAAAAAUUUAGGUAUGUUUCAUAAAAACAUGUUUGGUUAG